Molecule: messenger RNA, 1989 nt
Organism: Trachemys scripta elegans
Lineage: Eukaryota; Metazoa; Chordata; Testudines; Emydidae
Gene: TGFBR1
Product: transforming growth factor beta receptor 1
Exons: 9
Coding region: 363-1685 (440 amino acids)
Biological process (GO): transforming growth factor beta receptor signaling pathway; protein phosphorylation; cellular response to growth factor stimulus
Cellular component (GO): activin receptor complex; plasma membrane
Molecular function (GO): activin binding; transforming growth factor beta receptor activity, type I; ATP binding
Source: RefSeq, a predicted model, not a curated record
UGCAUCCGGUCCUGACCCACCGCCGCGGAAAGGAGCCGCCUGCCCCCAGCGUCUCUGCUCCCGGCCGAGGGGGUCUGGCGAGCCCGGGGGUGCUGGACCCGGCUCGGCUGUGACCGCCCUGGCAACAUUCGCUCUCGUUCCCUACUCGUGAUCUGGGGUUUGGUGGCUGGAGCAGACCCUUUGACCCUGAUAUAAAGACUUGGGCCAGUUGGAUAAAAUGUCUUUCCUGAAAACUUCUGCCUCCUGUCCGAGCAUUACAGUGUUUUUGCCAUCUUUGUACAAAAGACAACUUUACAUGUGUGACGGAUGGGCUCUGCUUUGUCUCAGUAACACGGGCUCAAGACCGAGACAUACACAAUAGUAUGUGCAUAGCAGAAGUUGAUCUGAUUCCACGAGACAGGCCAUUUGUUUGUGCCCACUCAUCAAAGAAUGGAGUUGUUACUAGGCCUUACUGCUGUGUCACAGACUACUGCAAUAAAAGAGAACUUCAAAUUCCAACACCAGUCCCUACUUCCGGAGAAUCCUCUUCUAAUCUGGGACCUGUGGAAUUGGCAGCUAUCAUUGCUGGACCAGUCUGUUUUGUUUGCAUUUCACUAAUGUUGAUUCUGUAUAUCUGCCAUAAUCGUACUGUCAUACAUCAUCGUGUACCAAGUGAAGAGGAUCCCUCAUUGGAUCGCCCUUUUAUAUCAGAAGGAACUACUUUAAAAGAUUUAAUUUAUGAUAUGACUACUUCUGGCUCUGGGUCAGGUCUACCUUUACUUGUUCAAAGAACAAUUGCAAGGACCAUCAUACUUCAAGAAAGCAUUGGGAAAGGUCGCUUUGGAGAAGUCUGGCGAGGGAAAUGGAGAGGAGAAGAAGUUGCAGUGAAGAUAUUCUCUUCAAGAGAAGAACGCUCAUGGUUUCGUGAGGCAGAAAUUUAUCAAACUGUUAUGCUACGUCAUGAAAAUAUCCUUGGAUUUAUAGCGGCAGACAAUAAAGACAAUGGUACAUGGACUCAGCUCUGGUUGGUGUCAGAUUAUCAUGAGCAUGGAUCACUCUUUGAUUACCUAAACAGGUAUACCGUUACUGUGGAAGGAAUGAUAAAGCUAGCUUUGUCCACUGCCAGUGGACUUGCACAUCUUCACAUGGAGAUUGUUGGCACACAAGGAAAACCAGCCAUUGCUCAUAGAGACUUGAAAUCAAAAAAUAUAUUGGUAAAAAAGAAUGGAACGUGUUGUAUUGCGGAUUUAGGACUGGCAGUGAGACAUGAUUCAGCUACAGAUACAAUUGAUAUUGCCCCAAACCACAGAGUGGGAACAAAAAGAUACAUGGCUCCUGAAGUCCUAGAUGAUUCCAUAAAUAUGAAACAUUUUGAGUCAUUCAAGCGAGCCGACAUCUAUGCGAUGGGAUUAGUGUUCUGGGAAAUAGCACGGCGAUGUUCAAUUGGUGGAAUACAUGAAGACUACCAGUUACCAUACUAUGACCUAGUCCCUUCAGAUCCUUCAGUUGAAGAAAUGAGGAAAGUUGUUUGUGAGCAGAAGCUGAGACCCAAUAUUCCAAACAGAUGGCAAAGUUGUGAGGCAUUACGAGUAAUGGCCAAAAUUAUGCGUGAAUGUUGGUAUGCCAAUGGAGCAGCCAGGCUAACAGCUUUACGCAUUAAGAAAACAUUAUCACAGCUCAGCCAACAGGAGGGCAUAAAAAUGUAAUCCUGGAUUUACUACUGAAGAGCGCUUUAAAGAUCCAUAGCUGAAUCUGGGUGGCAUGUUCAGAAGGUUAAUAGCUCUACCUCACUGAGGGAACAGAAGGAUAUUGCUGCCUUUUGAUACUUUAUAGGAACAUCAGUUGUUAGCCCCGGGAUUUCUGUGAACAUGGUAAACACUUGUGUUUGGGUCUUUUUUGUGCACUAUGAACACCUCUUUCCCAGGACAAUUACAAAACAUUGUGUAGUCUAGCUUUAUUUUUCUUAACAUGUAACUCUAUUUUAAAAGUUGAUUACUGGUCUUAACUUUU